Trichosurus vulpecula (common brushtail) is the source of this 1509-nucleotide messenger RNA. RefSeq names its product phytanoyl-CoA dioxygenase, peroxisomal-like. Gene Ontology annotation, molecular function: phytanoyl-CoA dioxygenase activity. Lineage: Eukaryota; Metazoa; Chordata; Mammalia; Diprotodontia; Phalangeridae. The record is from RefSeq and is a predicted model, not a curated record. Gene Ontology annotation, biological process: fatty acid alpha-oxidation. The transcript is spliced from 9 exons. Bases 89 to 1138 code for a protein of 349 amino acids.
AGCUGGGGAGCGGUUUAAGUAAGACCGUGGUAGGGACCCUCGGCUUAGUGCUGUCCGCUGCGCUCCUCGCUUUCCUCCUACAGUAGGGAUGGCUACCACUGCUCUCAACGUCAACGACCCGGGGCGAGCUGGCAGGAUCGCCACAACCCGCCUCAAGAUCCUGCUGGGACACCUCCAGGGCCCUGCGGCCCCGGCCAUCGCAGCUUACCUGACUUCAGGUUCUGUUGCACCUCUUGAUUUCCAUCCUCGGAAAUUCCAGUACACCCUGGAUAAUACUGUCUUAACCCUAGAACAGAGGCAAUUUUAUGAGGACAAUGGUUUCCUGGUCAUAAAAAAACUAGUGUCUGAAGAAGAUAUUCAACGCUAUAGGGAUCAGUUUGAAAGGAUCUGCAGGAAGGAAGUGGAACCCCCAGGAAUAGAAAUCAUGAAGGAUGUAACCAUUGCAAAAUCAAAUCUUUCUCCAGAUGAGAAAAUAAUUACAAAAAUCCAGAAUUUUCAGAAAGAUGAAGAACUCUUCAGCUACUGCACCCUGCCUCAGAUUGUUAAAUAUGUCGAGUGUUUCACUGGACCCGAUAUCAUGGCUAUGCAUGUAAUGCUGAUAAACAAGCCUCCAGAUUCUGGGAAGAAGACUUCUCGCCAUCCCUUUCAUCAGGACCUGCACUACUUUCCAUUCAGGCCUCCCAAUUCCAUUGUCUGCGCUUGGACUGCCAUGGAACAUAUUGAUAGAAACAAUGGCUGCCUGGUUGUGUUACCAGGCACACACAAGGGCACCUUGAAACCACAUGACUAUCCUAAAUGGGAGGGGGGAGUUAAUGUUACGUUCCAUGGUAUCCAAGACUAUGAUUUAAACCAACCCAGAACUCACCUUGUGAUGGAGAAGGGAGAUACUGUUUUUUUCCAUCCUCUGCUCAUUCAUGGAUCUGGAAGAAAUAGAACUGAAGGGUUCCGGAAGGCGAUUUCCUGUCACUAUGCCAGUUCUGAUUGCUUCUACAUUGAUGUAAAAGGCACCAGUCAAGAAAACAUUGCGAAGGAAAUUCUACGCCUAAUGGAAAGAAAGCAUGGUGUCACCAAUGUCCAAUUCAAGGAUGCUUGGAAGCUUCGAGCACGGCUUGUGAAAGGAAAAAGAAUCAAUCUUUGAAGUAUUCCUCAAAAAUCAACAGCAGGUGCCUACAGAGAAUGUUAUCAUAUGAGAAGUAGUGAUUCUUGUUAUCACAUAUUAAUGUGAAAAAGCACUUUGUUGUAUGCAGUAUUGUCUGCAUUGCACUUACACUGCUUUGACAGAUAGAAAGAUUAAAAUGUGUAAUGUGUAAAAAGCUUCAAUUAGUGUCACCCCUGAUAAAAAUGCUUGUCUAAUUUCAGAGUAAUCCAAGUCUUCAAAAACAAAGAUGGGGGGUGGGGCGGGGAGGAACCAUCAAAGCACCUCUUAGCCAGAAGAAAAUCUACUGAGUUCAGAAUCUUUGUACUUAUAAACUACAUAUGCUAGUAAAAAGUAAUGGCUGAUUGCUUUCA